AUGGAGACGAUUCGGGACUUCAACAAACCCGCUAACUUUCGAGCGGCGUUCGACUACAGCAUCAUCCAUUCGCAACCCUUCACCUUCCUCGUCGGCCCCAACCACACCCAAUUGACCAUCCAGUCCGCGCUGGUCAAGCAUGUCUCGAAACCGCUCGACCAUCUCAUGAACAAUGGCGAGACCCGCGAGUCCAAGGUCCGCAUCGCCGUGCUGGAGGAAGAGGAGGUCGAGGUCUUCGUCGCCUUCUGCGAGUACGCCUACACCAACGACUACACCGUGCCGCCGGGCCCGCAGCCCGACUCGCCCCCGCAGGCGUCUGAUCCCUGGAAGCACCAGGCCGGAGGAAGCCAGGCUGGCUGCGUGCCUCCGCCCGCGCCGUCGCCUCCUCUCGAGCCGACGACGCCAGGCGACGACAGCAAGAUCGAAGGAGGCGCGGAGGAUCAAGGAGAAGAGCCCGCUGGUGACGACGGAAAUGCCCCCGCGGGGCAGGAGGACGAGGGCUUGACGUUUGGCACCGAGAAGAAGGGCAAGAAGAAGGGCAAGAAAGACAAGAAGAAGUCCAAGGGAGGCGUCGUUUUCGACGAGGCUGCCAAUCUGACGCCUCCGUCCACGCCGCCGCCAGAAGGCAAGGAGGACGACGGCCCGAAAGACGAGACCGCCGAGGACGCGCCCAAGGACGACGCCGCAGCGCAGGACAUCGCUGUCGAGACGGAUCCCGGCGAGACAGAAGAGUGGUGGAAUCAGCAGCCCGCCGCUGGGAAUGACGGCGCUGCAGAGAAGAAAGAGGAGCCUCGAAAUGUGCCCGUGAUCGACACGUCGUUUGCGCCGCAGCCCCUUGCUCCUCGUCGCUCCAAGGGGGGCAAUCCCUGGGACGACUUUGCGAGCCUCGAAUACGUCCACGAGCUGCCGACACAGCGCGACCCGACGAUAAAACGGCCAGCGCCGGACCCCCGGGUGCCAUACCUGCUCUUCCACGCCAAAGUCUACGUCUUCGCGACGCGCUAUCUCAUCCCGGGGCUGGCGCAGCUGUGUCUGAAGAAGCUGCACCGGGAGCUGCUGAACCUGUCGCUGACGCCGGUCAGUCGCGAGGAGGACGAGGAGGAGGCCCUCAAGUUCGAGGCCCGCGCGAAGAUGAUCCUCGACCUGCUGCACUACACCUACGGCCGGACGGCUCGUCUGGAGCCCGUGUGCCAGACGGAGGCGACCAUGCUGCGCGAGAGCGAGCUGCGCAAGCUGGUGACGCAGUAUGCAGCCUGCAAGAUGAAGGAGCUGGCCGCAUACUCGCCUGCUGCUGUCGGCGCGCCGGCGUUCGGCCUGCGCGAGUUGCUCGACACGACCACCGAGCUGGCCUCCGAUCUGAUAUACCGGCUUAUGUCUUCGCAUCUGUGA
This is a messenger RNA of Rasamsonia emersonii CBS 393.64, 1389 nucleotides long. RefSeq lists its product as uncharacterized. NCBI's taxonomy places the organism in Eukaryota, Fungi, Ascomycota, Eurotiomycetes, Eurotiales, Trichocomaceae. The transcript has 2 exons. Bases 1 to 1389 code for a protein of 462 amino acids. The record is from RefSeq and is a predicted model, not a curated record.